AUGAAUGGAACAAUAGAACAUAGCGACGGACUGACAGCCCAUGAGAGGCAGCUUUUCCAUGAUGUCGACGCUCAUGAGCAAGACUAUGACAACAUAAUCCGUCACUUCGGCAACAUCAUCGCCCCCAUCGGAAUCCUGCUGAAUUCUAUUUUUCUCUUCGUAGUAAUUCGAGUGAAGUCCAUGCGCACGAUCAUCAACGUCUAUCUGUCGAAUUUAGCAGUGGCUGACGCUACCUAUAUGAUCAUAAACAUGUCAGGAGCAUGGGCAACCGAACAUACACACAUAGCUUCAGGUGCUUACCUAGCUGUACGCAUAGCUUCUGUAACAAUGCAGAAUGCUUCGUACUUCUUCGUGACUGUCAUAGCCGUUGAAAGGUUCUCCGCCGUACGUCAACCGCUAACCCAGAGAGCGCGAGCGAGCAAGUCACGAGCAGCCAAGGUAUCAGCAGGCGUCUGGGUUGUGGCAGUGGUCCCGGGCGUGUUGGGUGGACUCGAUAACAAUUAUGUCAAGAAUGUGGUUUUCUCUCAAGUAUAUGUUGUCAGCCUUCUCCUGAUUUACCUUGGAACGUUUACCAUAACUGUUUUCUCUUAUAUUUACAUCGUUAUUAAGUUAUGCCACAGUGACAGAGAGCGUCAAGAAGGCCAAAGCCGUCGAGUUUACCCCGUCGUUCGCAUGCUAGUUAUCAACACUGCUGUCUUCUUCGUUCUCAAUUCAAUGGACAUCGCUUACAAUGUCAUGGUCAUUAUACUCGAGUUCUCCAUGCAUUCAGAAGCAGAAGCUUUCAUCGAUAUCUACUGGACCUAUCUCGACGUGAAGGUCUGCUUAGGAAUGGUUCGCGUCAUCAACAGCUCCAUCAAUACUCUGGUGUACAGCGUGACGAACAGACAGUAUCGAGCGGCUUUCUUGGAGGCUUCCCCCCCGCUGGCAAAGCUCCUUCGACAGUGCCGCCGCUGCCGCCGACCGCAGCAGACGGAGCAGAUAGAACUUCGAGCGAUUCCACCAGCGAAGGCCGCUCAAGAAUCACCGGCCCAAGCGCACUGA
Molecule: messenger RNA, 1041 nt
Organism: Patiria miniata (bat star)
Lineage: Eukaryota; Metazoa; Echinodermata; Asteroidea; Valvatida; Asterinidae
Product: somatostatin receptor type 3-like
Exons: 1
Coding region: 1-1041 (346 amino acids)
Biological process (GO): G protein-coupled receptor signaling pathway
Cellular component (GO): plasma membrane
Molecular function (GO): G protein-coupled receptor activity
Source: RefSeq, a predicted model, not a curated record